Molecule: messenger RNA, 1941 nt
Organism: Alexandromys fortis (reed vole)
Lineage: Eukaryota; Metazoa; Chordata; Mammalia; Rodentia; Cricetidae
Product: polyadenylate-binding protein 1-like
Exons: 1
Coding region: 1-1941 (646 amino acids)
Cellular component (GO): nucleus; ribonucleoprotein complex; cytosol
Molecular function (GO): poly(A) binding; poly(U) RNA binding; mRNA 3'-UTR binding
Source: RefSeq, a predicted model, not a curated record
AUGAACCCCAGCGACCCCAGCUACUCCGUGGCUUCCCUCUAUGUGGGGGACCUGCACCCCGAUGUAACCGAGGCGAUGCUGUAUGAGAAAUUCAGCCUUGCUGGGCCCAUCCUUUCCAUCCGGGUCUACAGGGACAGGACCACCCGCCGCUCGCUGGGCUAUGCCUCCAUCAACUUCCAGCAGCUGGAGGACGCUGAGCGGGCCCUGGACACCAUGAACUUCGAUGUGAUAAAGGGCAAGCCAGUCCGCAUCAUGUGGUCUCAGCGGGACCCGUCGCUGCGCAGAAGUGGCGUAGGCAACAUAUUCGUCAAAAACCUGGACAGAUCCAUCGACAGCAAAACGCUGUAUGAUACGUUUUCUGCCUUCGGUAACAUCCUUUCGUGUAAGGUGGUGUGCGACGAGAACGGCUCCAAGGGUUAUGGAUUUGUGCACUUCGAGUCUCAGGAAGAAGCCGAACGAGCAAUUGAGAAGAUGAACGGGAUGUUUCUAAACGAUCGCAAAGUGUUUGUCGGUCGCUUUAAGUCUCGUAGAGACAGGCAGGCUGAACUUGGAGCCAGGGCUAAAGAGUUUACCAAUGUUUACAUCAAGAAUUUGGGAGAAGACAUGGAUGAUGAGAGACUCCAGGGUCUCUUUGGCAGAUUUGGGCCUGCCUUAAGUGUUAAAGUCAUGACCGACGAAAGUGGAAAAUCCAAAGGAUUCGGAUUCGUAAGCUUUGAAAGACAUGAAGAUGCCCGGAAGGCUGUGGAUGAGAUGAACGGAAAAGACCUCAAUGGAAAACAGAUUUAUGUUGGUCGAGCUCAGAAAAAAGUGGAACGGCAAACUGAACUGAAGCACAAAUUCGGGCAGAUGAGGCAAGAGAAGCACAAAAUCGAACAGGUACCCCAAGACAGAAGCAUCAGGGCCCAAGGUGUUAACCUUUAUGUGAAAAACCUCGACGAUGGUAUUGAUGACGAGCGACUCCGGAAGGAGUUUUCUCCAUUCGGUACUAUCACUAGCGCGAAGGUUACCAUGGAGGGGGGUCGCAGCAAAGGGUUUGGGUUUGUAUGUUUCUCCUCUCCGGAAGAAGCCACUAACGCAGUUACAGAAAUGAAUGGUAGAAUUGUGGCCACCAAACCACUCUAUGUAGCUUUAGCUCAACGCAAAGAGGAGCGCCAGGCUCACCUCAGUAGCCAGUAUAUGCAAAGAAUGGCAGGGACCAGUGCUGUGUCCAGCCCAGUCAUCAGUCCUUUCCAGCCAGCGCAGGCUUCUUUAGGCUACUUCAUGACAGCUACACCACAGACUCAGAAACAUGGAGCCCACUGUGCUCCUAACCAAUCUACUAAGCAGGGACCAGGUCCCUGUGGGAGUGCUCAGGGUGCCAGAGCUCAUCCGUUCCAAAGUGUGUCUAGUGUCAUCCACCCAUCUACUAUCCAGUCAUUUGGUACUUCAGGACCAACCUCCUCCCAGGCUCUAUGGAGCAUGUCAACACACCGUGCUGCCAACACAUCCACACAGUUGAUGGGACCACAUCCUGCCGCUGCUUCUGCUGCAGCUGCUCCUGCUGCCCGCCCAGUUGCUCAGUAUAAAUAUACUGCUGGAGUCCGGAAUCCCCCUCAGCAUCUUAGUACACAGCCGCAAGUCAACAUGCAGCGGUCUGCUGUUCCUGUCCAAGGUAAGGCAUCGCUGACUGCCUCCAUGCUGGCGUCUGCCUCUCCUCAAGCACAGAAACAAAUGUUAGGGGAAUGGCUGUUUUCUCUUAUUCAAGCCAUGCACCCUGCUCUGGCCGGUAAAAUCACUGGUAUGCUGCUGGAGAUCGAUAAUUUAGAACUGCGCCACAUGCUUGAGUCUCCAGAGUGUCUCCACACCAAAGUUGAUGAAGCCAUUGCUGUUCUGCAAGCCCACCAAGCUAAAGAAACUUCCCAGCAAGCAGUCAGCAGUGUCUCUGGUGUUCCAACUGCUUAA